AUCUUUUAAUGCCGUCCCCAGCGAUCACAUCUUUAUUAGACACCGAUGUGUACAAGUUGUUCAUGCAAUGUGCCGUCUACAAGCACUUUAGAGAUGUAGAGGUUUCUUACGUAUACAAGAAUCGGACCCCUGAGAAAAAAUUGAACCACCAGGCGAUUGAAUGGCUCAAGGACCAAAUAACCUCCUUGGGUGAUCUCUCCUUUACUGCUGACGAAAUCUCCUACUUGAAGGAAACAGUGCCUCAAUUCACACCGGAAUACUUGCUGUAUUUGGCCGAGUGUCGUCUUGAUCCCAAGUCUCAGGUGUUUUACACUGAAGGAGAUGAAUUUGAACUCGUGAUUAAAGGCCCCUGGAAGGUAACCAUUUUGUACGAGAUUCCCGUGUUAGCGUUGGUGUCUGAGGCUUAUUUCCGGUUUGUGGAUACAGACUGGACUUAUGAUGGCCAGAGAGAGUUGGCCCAGGAUAAGUGCCGCCAGUUGUUCGACAAUAACUGUAGUUUCAGUGAAUUUGGAACUCGGCGUAGAAGAUCGUUUGAGGCUCAAGACAUUGUGGUCAAAGCGCUCGCGGAUUAUGCGGCCGCUCAUCAGGCCCAACAGAAGCAUUUAAUUGGAACAUCUAAUGUGCUUUUGGCCAAGAACUACAACCUCAAGCCCAUUGGAACCGUUGCUCACGAAUGGUUUAUGGGCGUGGCUUCGAUUUCACAAGAUUAUAAGGCUGCUAACCACUUGGCUAUGCAAUAUUGGGUUGAUACCUUUGGACCCAAGUAUGCUGGUUUGGCUUUGACCGAUACAUUUGGAACUGAUAACUUCUUGACUAACUUCCACAAACCAUACGCCGAUUACUACGUGGGUGUACGACAAGAUUCUGGCGAUCCAGAGGAGUACGCUGCCAAGAUCGCUGCUCACUAUAAAUCGUUGGGCUAUGAGGACAAGUCCAAGAUCAUUUGCUUUAGUGACUCGUUGAACAUUGAAAAGUGUUUGCAGUACAGGAAGACGGCAGAAAAGUUGGGUCUCAUACCGUCGUUUGGAAUUGGGACUUUUUUCACCAACGAUUUCCUCAAGUCCAGUCUGGGAGUCAAAUCGGUUCCUUUGAAUAUUGUUAUCAAGUUGAGCAGUGCUGAUGGAAACCCUUCGAUUAAGUUAAGUGACAACUUGGGUAAAAACAUGGGUGAUGCCUCUGUUGUUCAGUACGUUAAACAGGAAUUGGGCUAUACAGAACGUGACUGGUCCGAAGGGGAUGAGUCCAAGCGGUGGUGAUCCUUUUAGAUUUGUAGAAUUAGCACCUAGUAUUUGGCUGCGAAAUAAGUAGAAACUGUUAGUCAAUAAUUGAUUGAGAAAAUUGUGAAACAAAUAGCGAAGCAGAGGUCUCACAUACUUCAGUGUUCUUCAUGAUAGACCAAGGUGUUGAGUCAAUGAAAACUACUGGCUGUGGAGACAUGAUUAUUGUACAUUAGCGUGCAUUCCUCGCUAUUAAAGGGCAUUGUGAUAGUAGACAGAAAAAAUAUAACUUAAGUACCAGAAUAACAUUCGUGCCUG
Molecule: messenger RNA, 1535 nt
Organism: Yamadazyma tenuis ATCC 10573
Lineage: Eukaryota; Fungi; Ascomycota; Pichiomycetes; Serinales; Debaryomycetaceae
Source: RefSeq, a predicted model, not a curated record